Molecule: messenger RNA, 1727 nt
Organism: Pyrus x bretschneideri (Chinese white pear)
Lineage: Eukaryota; Viridiplantae; Streptophyta; Magnoliopsida; Rosales; Rosaceae
Product: B3 domain-containing transcription factor VRN1-like
Exons: 3
Coding region: 207-1484 (425 amino acids)
Molecular function (GO): DNA binding
Source: RefSeq, a predicted model, not a curated record
UGAAAAAGUAUCUCAAAUAAUGAAAGCUUAAAUGCGGCAGAAAUUCGCAGCGCAGCCUUCAUCGUAACAAGUUCUAUUUUCCAAAAAAGAAGAACAAUUAUUACAGCAAUUACCUGCUCCAGUAAUUAAUUAGCCGCAUCCUUUGGAAAAUUACAGAUUUACUACUACAAGUCUACAAGCGCUGAAAUAAAAUCUUAAGCGCUGCAAUGGCUUCUCUUCUUCCGGAAAUGGAUCCUCGUCAACGGCUGAGCUUUUCUCCUACCACUCCCCAUUUUUUCAAGAUCAUCCCUGUUGAAACAUCUAGAUACAGAAAACUUAGGAUUCCGAAGAAAUUUGUGAACAACUAUGGAGAAAAUCUAUCAAAUCCAGUACAUUUCAAGCUUCCAAGUGGUGCAGAAUGGGAAAUCGAAGUGACAAGGCGUGGUGGGGAGGUUUGGUUUGACAAGGGUUGGCCAAAGUUUUCUGAGUUUUAUUCUCUUGGCUAUGGUGACUGUCUCAUUUUUCGAUAUGAAUGGAAUUCCAAAUUCCAUGUUUGCAUAUUUGAUAGAAGUGCCACGGAGAUUGAGUAUCCAUUACCAUUGCCGGGGAUGGAAGAAACUGAUGAAGAUGAUGAUGAAUCUGUGGAGAUCCUGGAGGACUUUCCGCCGUGCCCAAAAACAAGGCAGAAAUCUCCAUUGUCGUCUCCUCCUCCUCGCAAGAGAAAGAGAAUAAGUACUUCUAUUGGUUCUACAAGUAAAAAAUUAGAAACCAAAAGCACUUUAUGGAUGAAACCAUUGACUGAAAAUGAGAAAGCUAUUGCCCUUCAGAGAGCCAUCGAUUUCAAAUCCGAAAACGCUCACUUCAAGGUUGCCAUGCAGCCUUCCUACAUAUUCAGCCAAUUGGUUUUGCCUUCUGAGUUUGCCAAGAAGUAUCUUACGCAGCAUCCAACUGGUAGUGCCAUCCUUCGAGUUCCGGAUGGAAGAACUUGGAAUGUUAAAUUCAAAUAUGAUAACAAAAGAGCGCGAUUCCUGCUUGGUUGGCCGGCAUUCGUAGAAGACAAUAAUCUGAAAAUCGGCGAUGUGUGUGUAUUUAUGUUGAUUAAGGGCUUUAAAAUUACAUUUGAAGUUGCCUUUUACCGCAGGAAAGAAGCUGCAAUUUGUUCCAUUUCUUCUGCUGCAAAGGAAUGUAGUGGGGGCCUGCGAACCGCUCAGAGAGGCCAGGAACCAUUCACAAUCUCUGAAAGAUCAAGAGCAUAUAAAAGCUACACAUCUCUGGAUUAUGAAGGUGAAGAUGAGGACUCUGUUGGAAUCUCGGAUUUUCAACGGUGCACGAAAAAAACGAGGGAGAAAUCACCAUUAUCCUCUCCUCAACCACUCAAGAAAAUCAGAACAAGUAAUAAAGCAGCAAAAAAACGCAACAUCAACUUUAGGCCAACAAAGAUUGAACCUCGCUCAAAAUCUGCAGUCAACAGUAAGCAUAUAUUAGAAAAUUUGGUUACGUACUAAAUAGGCAAUGUUUUUUGAAAGACCUCAACGGUAUGAGGAAAUACUUUAGGCACUUUAAAAAAAAAAAAAAAAAAAAAACAGUAUUGAAUUUAUUUUUCCAUCACUUUGACUACUUUUAACGCAUUACUUUUGUUUUGGUCACAGGGGAAGAUGAAUCAAAUGAUGAUUCUGUUGUAUCCUUGCACAAAUCUGCCUCCUGCACGAAAAAUAUCAAAAAAUCUCUUUUGGCAUCAACUACAAGUG